Hippocampus comes (tiger tail seahorse) is the source of this 1365-nucleotide messenger RNA. It is a transcript of the gene rtf2, whose product is annotated as replication termination factor 2. Bases 88 to 999 code for a protein of 303 amino acids. Gene Ontology annotation, biological process: mitotic DNA replication termination. The record is from RefSeq and is a predicted model, not a curated record. Gene Ontology annotation, cellular component: nucleus. The transcript has 9 exons. Lineage: Eukaryota; Metazoa; Chordata; Actinopteri; Syngnathiformes; Syngnathidae.
CAAUUCAGGAAGUGUCCCAGUGUAUUGUUUUUCCCAGAUUUGACAUUUUCGACGACAUAUUUCAAACUUCUCCACUCUCCUGCCAAAAUGGGAUGUGAUGGUGGAACUAUUCCUAAAAGACACGAGUUGGUGAAAGGUCCCAAGAAAGUUGAGAAGGUUGACAAAAAUGCAGAGUUGGCCGCCAAAUGGAAACACUGUGCCCUAAGUCAGGAGAAACUCAGACGUCCAAUCGUUGCCUGCGAACUGGGAAGGCUUUAUAACAAAGAUGCUGUCAUUGAGUACCUUCUGGAUAAAUCUGCUGAGAGGCCCAACACUGAUGCUGUAACGCACAUCCGCGGAACCAAGGACAUCAGAGAACUUAACCUGACCGAUAACCCAGAGUGGGGGGGUGAGAGAAGCAACACAAAAGGAGACAGAUACGAGGACAUCCAUUGUGGAAUGUUUAUUUGCCCCGUUGUUGGACUCGAGAUGAAUGGCAAGCACAGGUUCUGUUACCUGCGCACGUGUGGUUGUGUCUUCUCUGACCGUGCCCUCAAGGAAGUCAAGACCGAAAUCUGCCACAAGUGCGGCGACCCCUUUCAGAGUGCGGACAUCGUCGUGCUCAACGGGACAAAGGAGGAGGUGGAAAAGCUGAGGGAGAACAUGGAGGAGAGGCGAGCCAAAGCCAAAACUAAGAAAUCAAAGAAGAGCAAAGCUGCUGAAAGUGUGUCCACUCCAUCACAGUCAAAAGAUGACACACAAAUGGACAAGGUGCAAAAGUGCUCACUGGAAAAUGGAGGCGAAAGCAGCCAAUCAGAUCAGGCGGGCGGCUCGGGAGCCUCGCGCCUCUCCAGCGCCGUCAACGGCGGCGGGCCUUCGUCGGUCGCCUCCAAGCGAUCCAUCCAAGAGAUGGAGGAGAAGUCGGAAGCCUUCAAGUCCAUCUUCACCACUCACAGCUCCGCCAAGCGCACCAAAGAGCAAACCUCCAAUUGGGUCACCCACACGCCAUACCACUUCUAGCUCUCGCACACACGGACGCGACCUUCGCCGGCACCUGUGCGGCUGCACGUCAACUCGGUCCAAGCGUGUUGCCCGGCACCUCCGUGUUUUUUCUUUAUGUGUUGUUGACAGUUUUAAUGGAUCCCCAGGCUGCUCACACGCGAAUCCCUUCCUCCGCCCCCCAUCCAGGUGCUUUGAGAAUUAUGCAAGGAGUGUUUUGCUUUCUUCUGCUUUCCUCAAUAACCGCAUUGCCCAAGCUUCAGUGCCCCCCCCUUUUUUCCGACAGCACAUACAUGAUAUUACUCCGUGUUCGCUCACCUGUCUUGACUCGCAUUUCGAUCUGAAAAAAAAUACUUUUUGGAGUAAACUAAAGGGGGAAAAAAACCU